GAAAAAUUUGUGUCGAAGCUCAAUUAAAUGCAAGUGAAUACUGCAUUUAACGUCCGUUGUCUGCGUUAAAGUCUCCCUGUCCAGUGUGCAUCAUAUUUAAACGGGUUACGAUUACGUUACCCAACGAUUUCUUAACGUGUGUUAAAAUAAAGCCGCAAAGUGGAUACCGAAACUGUGAAAAUCGAGGAUUUGAUGGACUCUGAUCCUGAAAUUGAGUUCAUUGAAAAGGAUAGUGGCAUGUCGUCGUUAGGCGGCAGCAAAGAUGAGACGCCAGAACGUCGCACAGUGGCCACUGCAUCCGCUGAGCAGCCAGCACGCGAUGAGGAGAACUACGAUGAUGAACCCGACGAGACGCUAAGCGAGCGCUUUAUUGGACUGACGGAGAUGCUCCCCGGGCCGGUGCGCACUGCGGCGUGCACCGUCGCCGACACAAGCGUGAAGACCUGCAAGGGCCUCUUCUCGUUUUCGCGCAACGCUGCUUGGAUCUUUUUCACUACAUCUAUCAUUAUGUUCGCGCCGAUCGUCUUUGAGACUGAACGCGCCACUAUGGAGGAGCUGCACAAGUCGCAGCAGAAGCAGGUGCUCCUAGGGCCGAGCAGUGCAAUGGCUUCCACUCCAUCUGGGCCUACGCCCCAUCUGCCAUUGGUUCGUUAAGCCAUUAACAUUAGCUCUAUAACCAGCUAGAGUCCGUGUUUGGGACACGUUAUCUUAAGUUUGUCCAAUAUCAAUUAAUCCCAGUUGAAGGCAAAACGGAGGUCACGCCCCUCCAUACCACACCACACCACAACCACAGACAAAACAGACACACAGCAAGCGCCUUAAGCAUUUACGCUGCAUCCGCCAUAUCCCCGACACUGCAGAGUGGGAUGGAAUGGCGCCCAAAUUUGUCCACAAUAAAAACUCAUCUCCGGCAUUCUCUUCAAACA
This is a messenger RNA of Drosophila persimilis, 926 nucleotides long. It is a transcript of the gene mge, whose product is annotated as mitochondrial import receptor subunit TOM22 homolog. The record is from RefSeq and is a predicted model, not a curated record. NCBI's taxonomy places the organism in Eukaryota, Metazoa, Arthropoda, Insecta, Diptera, Drosophilidae. Bases 193 to 654 code for a protein of 153 amino acids. Gene Ontology annotation, cellular component: mitochondrial outer membrane. Gene Ontology annotation, biological process: intracellular protein transport. The transcript is spliced from 3 exons.